Neofelis nebulosa (Clouded leopard) is the source of this 1095-nucleotide messenger RNA. Its product is annotated as olfactory receptor 52B4-like. The transcript has a single exon. Lineage: Eukaryota; Metazoa; Chordata; Mammalia; Carnivora; Felidae. Bases 31 to 975 code for a protein of 314 amino acids. Gene Ontology annotation, biological process: G protein-coupled receptor signaling pathway. Gene Ontology annotation, molecular function: olfactory receptor activity; G protein-coupled receptor activity. Gene Ontology annotation, cellular component: membrane. The record is from RefSeq and is a predicted model, not a curated record.
AGUUAAAGUCCACAUUGACCUGCUUCUGAAAUGGCUAGCUUCAAUCACACUGGUGUUAACCAUAUAGUCUUCUAUCUGCUGGGCAUUCCAGGCCGAGAAGACCUACACAUAUGGAUUUCCAUCCCCUUACUCAUCUCCUAUGUCUUUGCUCUUCUUGGAAAUGGUCUGCUCAUCUAUAUUAUCCUCACCAAGAGCAGCCUCCAUGAACCUAUGUAUCUUUUCCUCUGCAUGCUGGCUGGAGUUGACAUUGUCUUUGCCACAACCACAGAACCCAAGGCAUUGGCCAUUUUUUGGUUCAAUAAUAGGGAGAUCUCUCUUAAUAGCUGCAUUGCCCAGCUCUACUUCCAGCAUUCCUCCUUCAUUUCUGAGUCUGGCAUCUUGCUGAUUAUGGCAUUUGACCGCUACAUUGCAAUAUGUUACCCACUGAGGUACACCAUGAUACUCACUCAUUCUCUGAUAGGGAAAAUUGGUGUGGCUGUUCACUUGAGAGCACAUUGUACAAUUUUCCCCAUGAUAUUUCUUCUGAAGAGACUCACUUUUUGCAGAAAUAACAUCCUACCACAUACAUUCUGUGAACACAUUGGUUUGGCCAAGUAUGCCUGUGAUGAUAUCCGUGUAAACAUCUGGUAUGGAUUUUUUGUCCUAAUGUCCACAGUGAUCCUAGACAUUGUCCUCAUUUUUGUUUCCUAUACUCUGAUACUCCAUGCUGUCUACUGUAUCCCUUCCCGAGAUGCUCGCCACAAAGCUCUCAACACAUGUGGCUCCCAUGUCUGUGUCAUUGUCCUUUUUUAUGGGCCUGGGAUCUUCUCGGUUCUCACUCAGCGCUUUGGACGUCACAUCCCACUACAUGUCCACAUUCUGUUGGCCAAUGUCAGCAUGCUUGCUCCACCGAUGCUGAAUCCUAUCAUUUAUGGGGUCAAAAUAAAACAGAUACGAGACCAAGUAGUUUAUGUGUUGUUUCUAAAGCAGAAAUGACUAUGGGGUAGCAGAAUCUGGUUUUUCAGAAACUUUGGUCCUUUCUGAGAUGUGCUUUCACAGCAGCAAACCACAGAACUAGAAAUGAGUCACAGCAUACAUAGCUCAUUGAGUUAUGGG